GUAAAAAAAAAAGCACGCCUUUGGCAAAACCUAUUCUAGUUUUCUUAACCCUAAAUUUCUUCUUCUUCUUCCUCUUCAUCUGAUUUUUGGUCUCCGAUUGCUGAAAAAAGGCCGUUUGAUUCGGCAUAUAAUCGAAUUUUCGGGCUUAAUUGUUGGAGACAUUUAAAACUUAUAGUUAGAGUUCAAUUUUGAAGGAAAAAUGAAGAAUUGUGAGCGUCUCGCCAAUCUUGCUCUAGCAGGUUUAACAUUGGCACCACUUGUUGUUAAGGUUGAUCCAAACUUAAAUGUCAUCUUGACUGCAUCUCUCGCAGUCUAUGUGGGGUGCUACCGAUCUGUCAAGCCAACCCCACCUGCAGAGACAAUGUCUAAUGAACAUGCUAUGCGAUUUCCUUUUGUUGGGAGUGCGAUGCUAUUGUCAUUAUUCUUACUCUUCAAAUUUCUUUCAAAAGACCUGGUUAAUGCUGUUUUGACAUGCUACUUUUUCGUUCUUGGAAUCGUCGCUCUUUCGGCAACAUUGUUACCCGCUAUUAAAGGCUAUUUGCCUAAUCAUUGGAAUGAUGAUGUUAUCUCCUGGCACUUUCCUUACUUCCGCUCUUUGGAGAUUGAGUUCACCAGAUCUCAGGUUGUCGCCUCAAUUCCUGGAACAUUCUUUUGUGCAUGGUAUGCUUCCCAGAAGCAUUGGCUAGCUAACAAUAUUCUAGGCUUGGCUUUCUGCAUUCAGGGAAUUGAAAUGCUCUCUCUUGGGUCUUUUAAGACUGGUGCAAUCCUUUUGGCUGGACUUUUUGUUUAUGAUAUUUUCUGGGUUUUCUUCACUCCUGUGAUGGUCAGUGUUGCAAAAUCUUUUGAUGCUCCUAUAAAGCUUUUGUUCCCAACAGCUGAUGCACUACGCCCAUAUUCCAUGCUCGGACUUGGUGACAUUGUUAUCCCUGGUAUUUUUGUAGCUCUGGCAUUGAGAUUUGACGUUUCUAGGGGAAAAGGCAGUCAGUAUUUUAAGAGUGCUUUUCUGGGAUACACAUUUGGUUUAGUCCUUACAAUUGUUGUAAUGAACUGGUUUCAAGCUGCACAGCCUGCGCUUCUGUAUAUCGUACCUGCCGUAAUUGGAUUCUUAGCAACUCAUGUUUUAUGGAAUGGUGAAGUCAAACCGUUAAUGGAGUUUGAUGAAUCAAAAACUGCUGCUGCAUCUCAAGAUAGCAGCGAAAGCAACUCUGCGAAAAAGGUGCAGUGAGAAAACUGUUGUUGCGCAUGGGGAAGACAAUUUGUUGUUUCUAUUUAGCCUCUUUAGAUCAAAUCUUGGCUAACUUGUGCAACUUGCACUACAGUGUAACAGAUUUUGGAAUUAAGCAAAAUACAAAAAAAUAAUAUAAUUUAGCUUCUUAUAGCAGGACCA
Messenger RNA from Mercurialis annua (annual mercury), 1387 nucleotides. RefSeq names its product signal peptide peptidase. The record is from RefSeq and is a predicted model, not a curated record. NCBI's taxonomy places the organism in Eukaryota, Viridiplantae, Streptophyta, Magnoliopsida, Malpighiales, Euphorbiaceae. The transcript has 12 exons. Gene Ontology annotation, molecular function: aspartic endopeptidase activity, intramembrane cleaving. Gene Ontology annotation, cellular component: lumenal side of endoplasmic reticulum membrane; cytoplasmic side of endoplasmic reticulum membrane; membrane. Gene Ontology annotation, biological process: membrane protein proteolysis. The coding region runs from base 200 to 1225 and encodes 341 amino acids.